AUCUCACUCCAAACACCUCGCCACCACCAUCAAGCUUCACACACCACCAUGCCAACACCACUCGACCGCGCAACAAGCGCACGUGCCCCGUUCUUCGCAUUCGCCGCAAUCGUCACCGGCGUAGCCGCAUGGAGUAUCUGGGGCAACGACAUCCUCCCAAGUGCAGAUCCAACCGGUGACCCAGAAUCGUGGACACACGCACAGUGCAUGACGUGGUUGAAUAACCGGAAUCUCCACCCUUCGGCUCUAGCUACACGAGAAGUCUUGGUGGAGAGGGUCAAAGAUAAUUUAAGGAAUCGCGGGAGUGGGGGUGCGCAAUAGGUAUGAGGGGGAAGAGGUGGGGUUCUGUGGUGGAGAGGGUGAGAGGGUGAGAGGGUGUGUUAAGUUUGUUGUCUAGGAUUUUAAGAGAUUCCAAGUUCUUUGUUGAGUGAGCGAGUGGGUUUGUGAUUUGUUUCGUGCUUUGGCAUUGAAUGGUAUGUUUUCUCUUUAUUCCUAGUGUUUUUUUCUUCUUCACUGUUAUAUGUGUAUAUGUGCGUGGGAAUCGAAGCUGUUCAAGUUUGAUGU
Molecule: messenger RNA, 564 nt
Organism: Periconia digitata
Lineage: Eukaryota; Fungi; Ascomycota; Dothideomycetes; Pleosporales; Periconiaceae
Source: the annotation of a GenBank genome assembly